UUCUCCCCCUCCCCUUCUUUUUUGUAGCCGGAGAGACUACAGGGAACUCAUUAUUCCGUGCAAUCGGAUAUCUGGAGCAUGGGCUUGUCGCUGGUAGAGAUGGCGAUUGGCAGAUACCCGAUUCCUCCUCCUGACUCUAAGGAGCUUGAAUUAAUGUUUGGCUGCCCAGUAGAGGGAGAUUCUCCAGUCACAGAGACCUCGCCCAGGCAGAGAACACCUGGUCGACCAGUGAGCUCCUACGGACCAGACAGCAGACCCCCGAUGGCAAUCUUUGAACUUCUUGAUUACAUUGUCAAUGAGCCACCUCCAAAACUGCCCAAUGGUGUGUUUGGUUCUGAAUUUCAAGAUUUUGUUAACAAAUGUUUAAUUAAGAAUCCUGCUGAGAGAGCUGAUUUGAAGCAGCUGAUGAUUCAUGCUUUCAUUAAGAGAUCUGAAGCGGAGGAGGUGGAUUUUGCAGGGUGGCUUUGUUCAACCAUAGGCCUUAACCAACCGAGUACACCCACGCAUGCUGCUGGAGUCUGAAUGUGGAAGAGCAAAUCCUGUACUGUACACCUGUUAAGAACAAUGCUAUUUCGGUCCUAUUUCCUCAGCUUGUACCUGUUCAAACAUGUAUUUCACCUCUUAAGGAAGAAUGUCUUUAUAGCAUGUGCCAAAUGGUUUUAAAUUUUGUCAUAAACUAAUUGGUAUUGUAUUGGAUUAUAUUUGUUUACUGACCAAGCUGUAAGAUGUCUAAGUUACAGUGCUUGCUGGUUUUAAGUGAUUAUGGAUAUUCUUUCUUAAUGAAAAUAUCACUGGGGGUGUUUACCCCCAGCUUGUUUGAACUUUAUCAAGUUUCUUUGUAAAUCGUUGGUACUUCAAUCACGCUUACCUAAUCUCCUGUGCAAAAAGGGUUAGGGAUGCUCCAAAACUGUAUCUGUCGAGCAUGCUUCUGCUGCUGCCAAACUGUAUCUGAAAGGUAGGCCUAAUGGUUCCAGUUGUUGCUGUUGUUUAGAGAUCUCUCUUUCCAGGUAAAGAAGGCAAGAGCUCUAUGUUUCUUGGAACGUCCAGGGCAAUAUUCUAAUUGUAGACUUGUUCAUAUUUCUAUAUUUAUUUUUAAAACAUAUCAUCAUACUUGGGUUUAGUGAAGUCUGUCUUUCUAAUUGAUUUUUAAAAGUUAGUUCUUGGAAGUGUCCUACAGAAUCCAGACAACGAUCCAGGCACUUUGCUUUCUUUUAACCUAAAGAUUCAUGACGACUGUGUUUAGUGUCUAAAGUGUAUGAAGAUCCUCUAUUGUUUUAUUCUCUCAGAUGUUUAGCAAUGGAUUCUCUUAAUAAAUAUAUUAUCAAGUAA
This is a messenger RNA of Leptosomus discolor (cuckoo roller), 1329 nucleotides long. NCBI's taxonomy places the organism in Eukaryota, Metazoa, Chordata, Aves, Leptosomiformes, Leptosomidae. The record is from RefSeq and is a predicted model, not a curated record.